Molecule: messenger RNA, 3540 nt
Organism: Cydia strobilella
Lineage: Eukaryota; Metazoa; Arthropoda; Insecta; Lepidoptera; Tortricidae
Product: pyruvate dehydrogenase phosphatase regulatory subunit, mitochondrial
Exons: 17
Coding region: 144-2846 (900 amino acids)
Cellular component (GO): mitochondrial matrix; mitochondrion; cytoplasm
Molecular function (GO): oxidoreductase activity; protein binding
Source: RefSeq, a predicted model, not a curated record
AACCGCCCAAUUGUCAAAACAAAAUUCCUUUUUCUUCGUGUUGAUUCUCUGCAUAUUAUUUUUAGACAUUUUAAGUUUUAUAUCCAAUGAAGUUUUUCCGGAAAGAUCUUUUGAUUUUCAUUUUGAGGUGAUAACCGGUGAAAAUGUUGAUAAGACGGGUGCACAGGCGCGAAGUUUCGCGGUGCAUAAGCCUAUUCGGCGCGGGGCACCGUCAGUUUUCGAGUCGCUUAGAUGCCCUGGAUCAUGAAGAGAAGCUGGCCGGGUGCUUGGAGAAGCUGCCGUCGGAGGCGAAGGUGGUGAUAUGCGGCGGGGGAGUGAUGGGGGCGGCGGUGGCGUACCACCUGGCGAAAAGAGGCUGGGGCGACAAGACUAUACUUAUCGAAAAAGAGAAGGUCGGCGCCGGCAGCCGCUGGCACUCCUCUGGGCUCAUCGGUGCUUUCAAACCGUCCCUCGCUCAGGUCAAUCUGGCGCAGUCCUCCAUCAAACUCCUUGAGGAGUUGGAGGCAGCUGGACGGAACACGGGAUGGAAGCAGUGCGGGUCCCUGCUGCUGGCGAGGAAUAGGGAUCGUAUGACGGUGUAUAGGAGGAUGAAGAGUCAGUCCGUUUCAUGGGGCAUCCCUUGCGAGCUAGUCUCCUCCGCUCGCUGCCGGGAGCUCUGCCCCCUCCUGAACGUAGAAGACAUCUUGGGCGGCCUUUGGAUACCUGGCGACGGCGUAGCGGACCCUCAUCUCGUUUGCAUGGCGCUUAUGAGAGAGGCUGUAGCCAAGGGUGUAGGCGUAAUGGAGAACUGCUCUAUAACCGCCGUGCACUCCAAAGACGACCGAGUGGCGGGCGUAGACACCAGCCAUGGGUCCAUUCAGUGCGAACACUUCGUCAACUGCGCAGGCUUCUGGGCGAGGCAGGUGGGUCAGCUAGCGAAGCCCCAAGUGAAGGUGCCUCUACUGCCGUGCGAGCAUUAUUAUCUGCACACGAAGCCGAUUGAUGGACUCGAUCCUAUGACACCAGUGGUACGAGACCCGGACGGCUACAUAUAUUUGAGGGAGAGGGACGGUUGCAUUCUAGCGGGCGGGUUUGAACCUGUCGCGAAGCCUGUCAACGAGGAAGAAAUUGACACGGCGGCCCAAAGAUGCGUCCAAGAAGACUGGGACCACUUCCACGUGUUGCUGCAACAGUUGCUGCGUCGCGCCCCGAGCCUCGCUCAAGCGCAAUUCCACAAGCUGUGCAACGGACUGGAAGCCUUCUCGCCAGACUGCAAGUGGAUCGUCGGCGAGGCGCCCGAGAUGUUCAAUUACCAUGUAGCGGCCGGCAUGAAGACCGUAGGCAUAUCAGCGGCCGGCGGCGUAGCCGAGGCGACCGUAGAACAACUCACGGACGGCUACACGCGCUACGACAUGCACGAGCUCGAUAUCAACCGGUUCUUGGGUCUGCACAACAACAAGCGCUUCCUGAGGGACCGGGUCAAAGAGGUGCCUGGGGUCCAUUACGGCCUACCGUACCCGUUCUACGAAUUUCAAACCGGUCGAAAUCUGCGCAUGUCCCCCAUAUUCCCCACACUACGUGACAACGGGGCCGUGUUCGGCCAAGUCAUGGGCUACGAGAGGCCCACGUGGUUCGAGCCCGUCGAAAAAUCACCCGACGACACGCUUAGGCCUCGUCCGUUCAAGAUCGCCCACACUAUGACGUUCGGUAAACCGCAUUGGUUUGACACAGUGCAGCGCGAGUACUGGGCCUGUAGAGGGGCCGUGGGCCUCGCGGAUUACUCCUCCUUCACGAAGAUAGACCUGCAGUCUAAAGGUCGCGAGGUCGUCGAUCUGCUCCAAUACCUGUGCUCCAAUGACGUGGACGUGCCUGUCGGCUCCAUCAUACACACGGGCAUGCAGAACGACAGGGGCGGUUACGAGAACGAUUGCAGCCUAGCCAGGAUAUCGGACAACCACUACAUGAUGAUCGCCCCGACGAUCCAACAAACCCGCUGCAAGGUGUGGAUAAAGCGUCACCUGCCCCGCGACGGCUCCGUGACGCUCUCCGACGUGACGCCGAUGUACACCGCCAUCUGCGUCAUGGGUCCCUUCACUAGGAACCUCAUGUCCGAGCUCACGGACACGGAUCUGUCGCCGAGCAACUUCCCGUUCUUCACCUUUAAGGAAUUAGACGUGGGUCUGGCGAACGGCAUCAGAGCCAUGAAUCUGACUCACACCGGCGAACUUGGCUACGUACUCUACAUACCUAACGAGUUCGCGCUGCACGUCUAUCAACGCAUCAUGGCGGCCGGCGCCAAGUAUGGCAUAAGUCACGUCGGCUACUACGCGUCGCGCGCGCUACGCGUGGAGAAGUUCUUCGCAUUCUGGGGACAAGACCUGGACACUACCACCACGCCUUUGGAGUGCGGGAGGACUUGGCGUGUCAAAUUCCAGAAAGACAUCCCGUUCAUCGGUCGCGCGGCGCUGGAGCGCCAACGCUCCGAGGGCAUCCGUCGGCAAUACGUUCAGCUGUUACUGACGGACCACGAGCACGAGCUGGACCCGUGGUGCUGGGGCGGCGAGCCCAUCUACCGCGACGGCGUGCAGUGCGGCUCCACCACCACCACCAGCCACGGCUUCACCUUCAAGAAACAGGUGUGUCUCGGCUUCGUCAAGAAUCUAGAUGAGAAUGGCGUCGCGCAACGCGUCACCCACGACUAUGUGCUCAGCGGACAUUACGAAGUGGACAUAGCCGGGAUCAGAUACGCAGCCAAAGUGAAUCUGCACUCCCCCAACCUGCCCACCAAAUACCCUGACAAGGAGCGCGACGUGUACCAGGCGACCAGGAAACACGAGCAACACCUGGGCAGGCACUACCAGCCCUAGUACGAGUAUACAGUGACGCACUCUCCCAACCUGCCCACCAUGUACCCGGACAAGUAGUACUUGUACCAGGCGACCAGGAAACACGAGCAACACCUGGGCAGGCACUUCCAGCCCUAGUACAAGUAUACAGUAACGCACUCCCCCAACCUGCCCACCAUGUACCCGGACAAGUAGUACUUGUACCAGGCGACCAGAAAACACGAGCAACACCUGGGCAGGCACUACUAGCCCUAGUACGAGUAUACAGUGACGCACUCCCCCAAACUGCCCACCAUGUACCCGGACAAGUAGUACUUGUACCAGGCGACCAGGAAACACGAGCAACACCUGGGCAGGCACUACCAGCCCUAGUAAGAGUAUACAGUGAAGCACUCCCCCAACCUGCCCACCAUGUACCCGGACAAGUAGUACUUGUACCAGGCGACCAGGAAACACGACCUGAGCAGGCCCUAGUUAUUCAGUGUAUGCUGUUAAAACUUGUCGGAAACUGUCAGAAGAAAGAAAAGAACUGUAAUUUUAAAAAGGUAAGUUCCUAAUUUGAAUCGUUCCGCGUAGGAUGUGAGAAAUUUCCGAAGUUUCCGAGAUAGUGUACAUGUACCCGUAUUUGUAUAUAAUGUACAUGGUUAUUGUGUUUAAUAACUUUACUAAGAGCGGAGAAGGCUAGUAUUUAUAUAUUACUUGGCAAUAUCAGUUA